AUGCACGGUGAGCGGAGUUUGAACGGCGGAGUGAGAGAGCGUCGAGGCGGGUCGGGUGCAUUCUGGCUGCAGCAGCCUGCAUGGCCAACGACCGCGUCCGCGCAAAGGUCCGUCCCUGUCCCCUCGCCGUUGUCGCCAUCGCCGACGACUCACCCGCACCCACCCCAGGGCAUCACCAUCCACCGCCCCAUCAUCUACGGCAACACCGCCGUCGUCCUCACCCAGAAAGACCGCGAGCAGCUCCCGUCCCCGGACCACACCCACCGCUGGACCGUCGCCGUUCGCAGCGCCGCAUCCCUCCCCGACUCCCCCAUCGUCGGCGGCGCUGACGACAUCAGCUACUUCGUCAAGCGCGUCACCUUCAAGCUCCAUGACACCUACGCCAACCCCACCCGCAACAUAGACAAGCCGCCCUUCGAGGUCUCCGAGACGGGCUGGGGCGAGUUCGAAGUCCAGAUCCGCAUCCACUUCCUCCCCGACUCGGGCGAGAAGCCCAUCAUGCUCUACCACCACCUCAAGCUCCACCCUUGGCCGUCCGCCGCCCCCACUGCCCCCACCGCCUCCACUGCCCCCGGCGCGGCUGCGCCCGAGCCCGACGCGGCCCCGCACCCCGACCUCGCGCUCCUACACGGGCCCGUGCACUCCUGGCAGUACGACGAGCUGCUCUUCUUCGACCCCUUCCAGUCCUUCCUCAACAUCCUCCUCGCGCACCCCCCGACCGCGCUCCCGAAAGCCAAGACCCGCCCCGCGCCCUUCAACGGCGUCCUCCCCGCGCUCUACGAGCCCGCAAAGGGCGCCACCCCCGAGUUCACGGCCGUCAUGGAGGCGGAGGAGAUCGACCGCCUCGAGGCGGCGCGCAAGGAGGUCGUCGCGGAGCACGAACGCUGGCGCGUGCGGCUCCUUGAGAAGGAGGCAGAGCUGGAGCGCCUGAAGCGCGAGCUUAGCGAGGCCUGA
Molecule: messenger RNA, 954 nt
Organism: Heterobasidion irregulare TC 32-1
Lineage: Eukaryota; Fungi; Basidiomycota; Agaricomycetes; Russulales; Bondarzewiaceae
Exons: 3
Coding region: 1-954 (317 amino acids)
Biological process (GO): chromatin remodeling; regulation of transcription by RNA polymerase II
Cellular component (GO): Swr1 complex; NuA4 histone acetyltransferase complex
Molecular function (GO): histone binding
Source: RefSeq, a predicted model, not a curated record